Messenger RNA from Cherax quadricarinatus, 817 nucleotides. RefSeq lists its product as uncharacterized. Lineage: Eukaryota; Metazoa; Arthropoda; Malacostraca; Decapoda; Parastacidae. The record is from RefSeq and is a predicted model, not a curated record.
ACUGAUUCCUUCAGCAUCAGUCCCCCGACAUCGAUCGCUUAAGAAACAUCUUCAAAGAUGCAGUCUUCAGGUUUGUGUGUGGUGGUAGUGUUGGCUGUGGUUGCAGCGGUGGUGGUGGCUGACCCUAGCUACCCUCAACCAGCUCCCUGUUACCCCAAGACCCAGUACGUCACCAAGUACCAGACACAGGUCCAACAGGUUCCUGUGUACACCACUGUCUACAAGACCCAGGUCGUUCCCACCACGUUCUACCAGACCCAGUACCAGACUCAGUACGUGACCAAGUACCAGACCCAGUACGUUCCCGAGUACAUCACCGAGACGGCCUACAAAACCCAAGUCCAAUACGUGACCCAGUACCAAACCAAGUACCAGACAGUGUACCAAACCCAGUACAUCACUCAGACCCAGUACGUGCCUGAGUACGUCACAGAGACACAAUACCAGACCCAAUACGUAACCCAGGUUCAGUACCAGACCGUGUACAAGACCGAAUACAAGCCCCAGUACGUGACCACAACCCAGGUCCAGUACAAGACCCAGUACGAGACUCAAGUGGUCCCACAAUACGUGACCGUGACACACACACAACAGACCUACAAGACAGUGUGCCCCAAGCCUGCUUACGGGUACUGAGAUCUCCGAAUACGAAGUGGAUCGACAAGCACCAAAUUCCUGAAAUCUCUCAAAAAUAGGUAUUAUGCAAAUUUAUAAUAUUUGUGAAUGAUAAUUGUGGCAUUUCUUCACAUUUUAUGUAAAUCAGGAACCAGCUAAUCUAUCAGAUCCACCCAUAAAUCCGUUAAUCCAAUAAAACUGU